AUGGCAACCCAAAAACCUACGGGCAUCACCUUCACAACCUCAAUCCAACCCCCUCCAGGCCCAACAAGCAACCUGGUCCUCCCAAAUGACCCGUCCGCAUCCCUGACCCACCCCCCAAUCUUCAACGAUGCAAUGAAAGUGCGCGUCCGCGUCUUCGUCGACGAACAACACUGCUCCGCAGACGCGGAGAUUGACGCAGACGAUGCCCGAAGUUGGCAAUGGGUGAUAUACGCCUCGUCUCCCUCAGAAAACACUACUACAUCCACAUCCACAGCAACAUCUACCCCCGUGGCAGUGAUCCGUCUCGUCCCCCCACCACAGCCACCCCACGAACUCCUCACACACCCGACAAAUACAAACACAACCCUCCCCGCCUACGACUGGUCACACGAACCCUGCAUAAAACUCACUCGCGUGGCCGUGUUACCCGAAUACCGCGGUUUCGGACUCGGUAGACGUCUUGUCGAGACAGCGUUGGAAUGGGCUACAGAACACGCAGGGGAAAUUGAUGCUGCGGCGGGGGAAUUAGCUCGUCAGCUCUCCUCGCAGAAGCUACAGGACAAAGACGAGGGUCAGAACUCGGAGGGGGGUUUAGAGGCGUGGCGGGGUUUAGUGCUGGUGCAUGCACAGGUGGAUGUGGAGCGGAUGUAUAGUGGACUUGGAUUUGUGCGGGAUGAGGGGUUGGGACGGUGGGAUGAAGAGGGGAUUGAGCAUGUGGGGAUGUUUAGGAGGGUGGAAGUGCGGUGA
Messenger RNA from Penicillium subrubescens, 747 nucleotides. Its product is annotated as GNAT family N-acetyltransferase. The transcript has a single exon. Lineage: Eukaryota; Fungi; Ascomycota; Eurotiomycetes; Eurotiales; Aspergillaceae. Gene Ontology annotation, cellular component: endoplasmic reticulum; Golgi apparatus; endoplasmic reticulum-Golgi intermediate compartment. Gene Ontology annotation, molecular function: monosaccharide binding; glucosamine 6-phosphate N-acetyltransferase activity. Gene Ontology annotation, biological process: UDP-N-acetylglucosamine biosynthetic process. Bases 1 to 747 code for a protein of 248 amino acids. The record is from RefSeq and is a predicted model, not a curated record.